UUGUCUUGAUAACUCCUAAAAGAAAAAUAAAAGAAUUAGGAUCCCUAUCCAAGCUGUUAUAUAAAACUCACUCCUUUUGAUCAGUCAAUCAUCAAUCAAUCAAAUCAAAAGGGAGAAAUCAGAAUCUUAUCAUCUCAUCUCAAAAACAUCAUGUCCUCUUCAUCUGCUGCUUUUGCUCCGGACCACCACCUCCACCACCAUCACCUCUCUCCUCCCUCAGGGGAACAACUCUGCUAUGUCCAAUGCAACUUUUGUGACACUGUUCUCGCGGUGAGUGUUCCUUGCUCCAGUUUGUUCAAGACUGUGACAGUAAGGUGUGGUCAUUGCACCAACCUUCUGUCUGUCAACGUCAACAUGCGCGGCCUGCUUCUUCCCUCUGCAAAUCAGCUUCAUCUCCCCCAUUCUUUCUUUUCUCCUCAGAAUCUUCUGGAGGAGAUUCGGAAUUCUCCACCAAGUUUGUUGAUCAAUCAGCCAAACCCGAAUGAGUUACUCAUGCCAGUUCGAGGAGUUGAUGAACUUCCAAAGCCACCAGUCGCAAACAGACCCCCGGAGAAACGACAGCGUGUGCCAUCUGCUUACAAUCGAUUCAUCAAGGACGAGAUCCAACGUAUCAAAGCUGGAAAUCCUGAUAUAAGUCACAGGGAGGCCUUCAGUGCUGCUGCAAAGAAUUGGGCCCACUUUCCACACAUUCAUUUCGGACUUAUGCCUGAUCAACCCGUGAAGAAACCCAAUGCAUGUCAACAGGAAGGGGAGGAUGUUCUGAUGAAGGAAGGGUUUCUUGCUCCAGCAAACGUGGGUGUAUCUCCUUACUAAUUAAGGAAAUGAAGUCACCAGCCAAUGUUCUCUCCCUGAUCUGUUGGAACUGUCUAUUUAUCUAAUUAUUGUGCGUUAGUUUAUCUAUAGUUUAGGGCGUCCUGUUAAUUUCUAUUUUCUUUGAAGAACACGUACUCUCUAGGGUUUCCUUCUCGCUCUCAUGUUGUCUUUGAAGAAGACAUUUCUAACUGUUUCAGGUUGCUUAGUUUCUAGUGAGGAAAGGAUUCUGAGAACUGUGUUUGUUUGUUAAUGCUGAUAACUAAGCUCUCUGAAACCCUCAAUAUCUGAAAAUGGAACUGCUUCUGUUCAUAAA
Nicotiana tabacum (common tobacco) is the source of this 1126-nucleotide messenger RNA. RefSeq names its product axial regulator YABBY 1-like. NCBI's taxonomy places the organism in Eukaryota, Viridiplantae, Streptophyta, Magnoliopsida, Solanales, Solanaceae. Gene Ontology annotation, cellular component: nucleus. Gene Ontology annotation, biological process: polarity specification of adaxial/abaxial axis; fruit development; regulation of shoot apical meristem development. The record is from RefSeq and is a predicted model, not a curated record.